UACAGAAUGUGCUAUUUAAGAACAUUUCCUCAAAAACAGAGACAACACUACCUUAAGAAAGGUGCAUUGGGUUGUUUGCCCAGCAACAGAAAUGGAUUUUUCUCCAUCCAUACUUUUCUUCCCAAUUCUUCUUGUGCCUCUAAAUGUAAACUAGAUUGUAGAAGGAUGAAUUUUCCCGGGAUUGCUGUUCUUCACCGUAUUUCACAAACAACAUUAGGUUGUAACCAACUAAACAGAUCUGCCAGCUGGAGAAGACUCCGGCAGAGGACGUUUUUCCUUUUCUUCCCCUUGUACCUUUCCUGUUGCCUGACUUUUCCUAGAGAGAGGAUUCUAUUUUUCUCUCUCCUCCAUCAUAAUAGGAUUGUGUUCAUAAAACAGAAGGUACCAUCACAAAUACGCAUAAGUCAAGGCCAGAGGAGAGAGAAGAGGGGGAGCAAGGAGAAGAAUGGAAUAAGGUGAGGGGAGGUAGAGAGGACUAGCACGCAGGUAUGCAUUGAUCUGUAGCUGCAUUGUAUUUUAGAUUUUCGCUAUUCACACAAAAAAGGAGAGAUUUAUAGCCACUGGGAUUUGGUUGUAUUCUCACUUUGACUUGAGGGUUCGAGGCGGGUGAAAGGAACACCUGUAUCUCUGCUUAUUACACCUGCCAGCCGCAGGCUUCCAGGCAAGACUUUUCCCAAUAUCUCCACUAGAGCGGUGCAAAGGACGAAGACUUCAAGAACCAGCAUGCAACACCGCAGUUGUCAUCUAUUAAGGUGCAAAGGCUUGCUUUGGAGCGGGAAGGAUGGGGAAGGUUGGAGCAGUAGUAGUAGUAGUAGUAGUAGUAGUAGUAGUAGUAGUAGUAGUAGUAGUAGUAGUAGUAGUAGUAGUAGUAGUAGUAGUAGUAGUAGUAGUAGUCAUCGUGGAGAUCUGCUAGGCUGGUGUGAGGCGGGGAAAAGACGUCCGCACUGCAUGUUGGGAACUGUAGUCAUCGCGGGGGGGGGGGGAAGUGUCAGAGGACCCGCGCUGCAUGCCGGGAAUUGUAGUCUCCUCGCCGAGCUCCUCCCCGAGGUGGAGGGAGGACGGCGUUGAUGGGGCCACCAUUUUAGGCUUCGAAGGGGCCGCGGCCCGAAAGCCGAGGCCGGCUCCACUUCGGUGCCGGGCGGGCCCCGCCUCCAAGGGGACGCCUAGCAGCUGCCCCUCGUCGAGGCCCCGCCUCUCCCCACGUGUCCGCCUCGGGGAGGAGGAGCUGCCUCCUUCAAAGGAGUGGGAGCCGGCGGGCCGCCCGCGCUGUCUCUUGUGCUACUAGCCUGGGAAAGGCUUCGUCUCCGCCCGUCCUGUGUGUGCUCCCCAGGCCCCCGAUGCUGUGGCGGUCCUGCCUCUGAACGGCUAGCCUGCCCCGGGUGUCGUUCUCCGAAGCGCCGGCGGGGGGAGCAGCGGCCUUCGUCGGGGCUUGCUUGGGAGAGAGAGCCGAGGCGGGGGGCGGGAGGGCCCCCACGUUCCGUCGAGACGCGGCGACCGCGGGGAGGAGGAUGGGGGCGAAUCAGCUGGUGGUUCUCAACGUGUACGACAUGUACUGGAUGAAUGAAUACACCUCAUCCAUUGGAAUUGGAGUUUUCCAUUCAGGAAUAGAAGUGUAUGGUAGAGAAUUUGCUUAUGGUGGUCAUCCUUACCCCUUUUCUGGAAUAUUUGAAAUUUCCCCAGGAAAUGCUUCUGAACUAGGAGAAACAUUUAAAUUUAAAGAAGCUGUUGUUUUGGGAAGCACUGACUUCCUAGAAAAUGAUUUAGAAAAGAUUGUAGAAGAAUUGGGGAAAGAGUACAGAGGCAAUGCUUAUCAUUUGAUGCAUAAAAACUGCAAUCACUUUUCUUCAGCUUUAUCAGAGAUUCUUUGUGGGAAAGAGAUUCCUCGUUGGGUCAAUCGACUCGCCUACUUCAGCUCCUGUAUACCAUUCCUCCAAAGCUGCCUUCCCAAGGAGUGGCUCACUCCUGCAGCCCUUCAGUCUAGUGUCAGCCAGGAGCUCCAGGAGGAGCUGGAGGAAGCAGAGGAUGCAGCCGCGGCAGCCGUCAUGUCGAGUGCAUCAGCAAUGGCCAGACCUGGGCGCCACACUAAACUAUAAAUUUCUCCAAAGUAACACAUUCAGAACUUUGUCUGGCAGUUGAAUUUCACUAGAGAGCAGCAAGAAGAGAGCAAACUUCUUUUUGGACAUUCCUUUUGUAUGCAACAAUAGCUCUUCCCCAAAUCCCAAGUCUUUUCAGCUCAGGAUUAUAUUUGUAAUUUAAAAGAAUCACCUGACAAAAGAGGGAGGACUUUAUGUGAAGCCACCCUCUGGUUUUUUUACCCACUUGUAAAUUUGGAUUUACUUCUGUUUUAUACAAGAUCUGUUGAGUUAUGUUUACAGUAUUUUAUAUUGCUGUUUACAAAUCUUGCAUGGACUCCUGCCACCAUGAAAGAAGAAAACCUUAAUGUCUUCAUAAAUUAGGCAGGUAACUUUCUACAGUUCCAACUGCUGCCAGAGCUGUGGCAUAAACGGCAGAAUACCAAGUACAUGAACAGGUACUUAACAGUUAUGGUCACCAUCACCUGCUUAAGAAUUGUGGUUUAAAAAAAAAAAGCAUCAGAAUACAAGGAAUCCAAGCAAGCUGGGCUUGAAAUGAGAAUCAGAGGUCUUGUCUGGUGUUGGAAGGGUGGGGGUGGAAAGAACAGUUCCUUGAGGAGUGGUUAUAGCUCUUCUUUCCCCCCUGCCCUGCUCUCAAGGUAGCACAUCUGCCAGGUUUCCAACAGCAUCUGGCUUCUACCACCCUUACUGUCUACCUGGUCACCCUGUGCAUGCUUGGGACCUUGUCCAGUGUUCAUGGCUCCAAGAAUUUUCUUAAGGUUUGAUUGAUUUUCGUGCCAGUGACUGCACAUGUGUGAUAAAAGUUCAAUUUUACUUUAAUGCAUAGUCAUUUCUUAAACUGCAAAAGUGUUUUGUUUUUUCCUUGAACCUACUAAUUUGAAAUCCUGCCCACUUUAUAUAGUGCUUAAACGAAAGUUUGGGGAAUGCCUUGAGGGAUGUCCUGAAUGUCAGCAGUUUUAGUUUGCCAUCCAGGUUCUUAUAACUAUUGAGGCUGUUAAUUUAUUGGGUUUUCGUGGUCCAGAGUAGUAAAGUAUCUGUUGGACUUCAGUUAUUUUCAGGCUUUCUCUAUCAUAUCAGAAAGACAUGCCGUGACAUGGGGCAACCUAAAUCUAAAUCAACUUUGUCCAGCCCUUCUCAUGGCUGUGUGCUGCCUUUGGUCAUUUAUGAGUGAAUUAUGUGCACAACCAUUUCAUCUCAUGAGUAAAUGGCCAUCAUACUCUCAUAGACAUUUUUUGUUGACAGCAUAUUAAUGUAUUUCCAUUAGUUACAUUUAUUUUUUCAGCAACAUUCAAGACUCAUUUUUUUUGUCAUUUUAUAAUCUCUAAAGUGUCUAUUUAUGUAAAUCCAUCCACUUAAGAACCAAAUUGCGACAACAGAGAAUAAGCACAUGGUGUCAGAGAAAAUAUGUAACGUCCUGAAGGCCCCUGUGCCCAGGCAUCUGUAGUCCUAGUUUGGCCCUCCUCUGUAAAAAUCAUCCUUUACGUGUAAUAUUAACUUUUUCUGCCUUAACAAUGAAUUCCUGCAAUAAAAUUGGAUGAAAUUUAUAAACAAUUCAAGGCAGUGACUUAAACUCCAUAAGUAUUGUUGGUUUUUAAGUGGUUUACCUUUAUUUAAGUUGCUGCCCUAUGUUAAAUAUGUGAAGCAAACAUAUCUUUAAGUAAACUGCAGUUUUCACUUUUACAUAUUCUGAUUUUGUUUGUUUUUAUUACUUUUCAUAAAACCUUCUCAUAGGGAGAAAUCACUCAUUGGUUUUAAGAAUAAGCCUUAGGGAAAGGGAAAGCACAUAACUUAAUUUGUGCUUUUAACUGUUCAAUUUCCCUGAAAGAAAACCCUUGUUAAAAAAUACUCUCACUCCCAGAGUGGAAGGGGCCCUUAGUUUAUAAAGGGCUCUGUACAAAUGCAAUAAAGAGAUACAGACACUACCUGAUUUCCAUUAAACUUUUCUGAGUCUGAAAAGAUGACUUAAAAUAAGACACUAAUGACUUUAUUGUUGACUGUUGACAUUAUUUGUAAAAGGAGAAAAAUUCCUAUAACCAAAACCUGAAUCAUUUAGAAGUAGUUUGUUUUGCAGUUGUGUAUUUUGUUAAAUCUAUUUAGCUACUCAUGGUUUAAUUUGAGCUGCUGACUAAUCUAAAAGAGUAGCAAUUAGACGUUUUCCUGGUAAAUAGCCAGAAUGGCCCAUCUGUACUUAUUCAGGCUCCAAUCAACAAUAAAAACAUAUGGUGUGCUUUUUUA
Molecule: messenger RNA, 4328 nt
Organism: Phascolarctos cinereus (koala)
Lineage: Eukaryota; Metazoa; Chordata; Mammalia; Diprotodontia; Phascolarctidae
Gene: DESI2
Product: desumoylating isopeptidase 2
Biological process (GO): protein deubiquitination
Molecular function (GO): deubiquitinase activity
Source: RefSeq, a predicted model, not a curated record